AUGGACUUUCUGCCGCUGAAGUUCGAAAAAUUCGUAAGUUUGAUUUUACAGGGAAAAACCAACUAUUCACAACAGUGUGCUCCAUGCCAUGGGGGCUCCUUGAUCUGUACUAGUAAGGGGUUUGGUUUCAUAAUGGUGAGAUAUCGGGAGCGAAAAACUAAUCGAGGUAAAACACCUGUUGAAGUGAUGAGAACAGCAGUUGAUGAAGUUCUGAAAAAGAACAGAGCUAUCAAUGCUGUUGCAUGUGAAACUGGAAUUGACCGAAUGACAUUGAAGCGAUAUGUUCGGAAGAGUAGUCUCAGUCCAAGUGUAGGUUUGAUACCGAAUUGGAAUACAAGGCAGGUAUUCAAUUUAGAACAAGAAGAGAUGCUUGCAAAGUAUUUGCUGCAAGCAUCUAAGAUGAACUAUGGACUAUCCACCAAAACAACUCGCCAGUUCGCAUAUGAUAUAGCCGUUGCGAAUAAUAUAACAUGCCCAUCUUCAUGGUCAAUGAAAAAAACUGCUGGUAUUCAUUGGCUCCAGGGUUUUAUGAAAAGAAGACCCGAGUUGUCACUACGUGCACCUGAAGCGACUAGUCUGGCAAGAGCAACAGCAUUCAAUAAAUAUAAUGUCAGUGAAUUCUUCAAAAAUCUUCACAAGGUUCGUGCAAGGCAUAACUUUGGUCCGGAGAAAGCCAUGUCAAGCGUUGAUUAUCUUGGAACACUAGAAAGUGAUGACAGUGAUGGUGAUGCAAGCAAUCCUCAGUUGACAGCAGAAGGCCCAAGUCUGGACUACGACUGUUCUGCAUUAAAAAAUAAUGACUAUGUUGUAGUAAAAUUUAAAACUAAAAAGAAAGUUAUUCAUUACAUUGGCCAAAUAAUAUCGGAAGCUGGAGAUUUAAUGGUAAAAUACUUGAAAAGGGAAAAGAUGUCAUCAUUCAACUUUAUCUGUAGAAAUGAUGAAUUAUAUCAAUUUAUAAAAGAGGACAUUGUUUGUAAAGUUCCAGAUCCAAUUCAGCAUGGUGGGACUGCUCGAGUCAGUCGUCACUUGGUUUUUCCCGUUGAUUUGACAAUUUUUAAAGAUCUUAAUUAA
Helobdella robusta is the source of this 1071-nucleotide messenger RNA. RefSeq lists its product as hypothetical. The coding region runs from base 1 to 1071 and encodes 356 amino acids. The record is from RefSeq and is a predicted model, not a curated record. NCBI's taxonomy places the organism in Eukaryota, Metazoa, Annelida, Clitellata, Rhynchobdellida, Glossiphoniidae. The transcript is spliced from 3 exons.